UGAACGCUCUGCAGCGCGGAUCGGCUGGAAGUCGGGACUUGUGGAAAACGUCAUCAUAGUGUGGGGUUGCAAUCGCAGCCCCGAGGAGAGGAACUUCCGGCUCUGGCGGAAAUGUGAUGUGGCUAUGAAGUACGCAGGAUGUCGGCAAUUUUCAACUUUCAGAGUCUGCUAACAGUGAUCCUUCUCCUAAUUUGCACCUGUGCUUACAUCAGGGCCCUAGCUCCCAGUGUUCUGGACAAAAAUAAAACUGGACCUCUGGGGAUAUUUUGGAAAUGUGCCAGAAUAGGUGAACGGAAAAGCCCGUAUGUGGCCGUAUGUUGUAUUGUAAUGGCCUUCAGUAUUCUCUUUGUACGAUAACAGUCAGCUUGAAGAACAGCACUGUGGAUGAUCAUCAUUAGUUGAAUUUCCUUCAUAAAUAUGAAAUGGUCUGUGAAUGCCUCAACCUCCCAAAUCAAUAUUGUGCAUCUUUCUUCACAAGCUUUUUAAUGAUGUCAAUGUCGAUUCUUGUACUGGACCAAGGACUGAUGUUUGGGAUGAAGCUCCAUAAUGGCUGUAUUUUCUGACUGGACUAAUCCAAUCACUCUACACCUAGCACCUAUAUUCAUCUGAUUGUUGGUUAUUACUGUGUGUAACUGUCUAAAUAUUGUCAAUAAAAUUAUUCAAAUUGA
This is a messenger RNA of Hypanus sabinus (Atlantic stingray), 668 nucleotides long. It is a transcript of the gene tmem167a, whose product is annotated as transmembrane protein 167A. NCBI's taxonomy places the organism in Eukaryota, Metazoa, Chordata, Chondrichthyes, Myliobatiformes, Dasyatidae. The record is from RefSeq and is a predicted model, not a curated record. The coding region runs from base 139 to 357 and encodes 72 amino acids. Gene Ontology annotation, biological process: protein secretion; intracellular transport. The transcript has 4 exons.